AAUUGACGCAACCUUAGCAUCUGCCGAUAGAAGAAAAAACAUAAUUUUUUUCAUUUCAUCGGCAAUUUCUGUGUAUUUAAUUUGAUUUAAUAGUUUCAAAGCAAUGAAGUUGCUUUAUAGUUUAGUGUUAGCAGUAACUGCCUUCUUGGUGCUUACAGGUGAUGCUGAUGGUCAGAAAAGGCAAAGUGGAGGAUCCACCUUAGGUGAUAAAGUGCAACAGCUUGUUGAUUGGAAUGCAAAAAAGCCGAUUCUUCGCUUCAAUGGCCAUAAAUUUAAGGAAUAUGUGAAGUCGGCGCCGAGAAAUUAUUCCGUGAUUGUUAUGUUUACAGCACUUCAACCAGCAAGACAAUGUGUGAUCUGUCGACCGGCAUCUGACGAGUACACAAUUCUUGCGAAUUCAUAUCGUUACUCAUCAUCCUAUACUAACAGGUUAUUCUUCGCAAUGGUAGACUUUGAUGAAGGUUCAGAUGUUUUUCAAAGUCUUCGAUUAAACACGGCACCGGUUUUCAUGCAUUUUCCAGCAAAAGGCAAAGCUAAGAGUGGUGAUACCAUGGACAUUCAACGUGUAGGCAUUUCAGCAGAAGCAAUUGCAAAAUGGGUUCAGGAAAGAACUGAUAUUCAAAUCCGAAUUUUCCGUCCACCGAACUAUUCUGGUACAGUCGCCGUAAUUAUGCUUGUUGCUUUUGUCGGUGGUUUCUUAUAUCUUAAAAGAAACAAUUUGGAGUUUCUACAAAACAAACAACUUUGGGGUUUGCUUGCCGUACUCUUCACAUUUGCAAUGGUAUCGGGUCAGAUGUGGAAUCACAUCAGAAGUCCACCUUUUGUUCAUAAAGCACAGAAUGGUGGAAUUUCAUAUUUCCACGGUUCGUCUCAGGGACAAUUAGUUUUCGAGACUUACAUUGUGAUGGUUCUGAAUGGUCUGGUUGUCGUUGGAAUGAUUCUUCUUACCGAAUCUGGAAGUCAAAGUGACAUGCGUAAAGGAAAAUUAAUGGCAAUCGUUGGUCUCGUGUUUGUGGUCGUUUUCUUCUCACUUCUCUUAUCAGCAUUCAGAGCAAAAGCUCAUGGCUAUCCCUAUAGUUUCUUAUUCAAAUAAAUUUUAAAGAAUUGUAGAGACAACCCCAAAGAUCAAACGAGCUUUAUUUAAGCAUCGACCAGCGAUUAGAGAAAUUUUCUGUGAAGCACAUUUUUUGAGUGGAAUAUUCGUGCAACAAUCUCAAUUCUGUAAGAAAAUCAAGAGUUAAUAAAGAUGGGACAUAAAUCCAGAAAACAUUUUCAACAAU
This is a messenger RNA of Clunio marinus, 1280 nucleotides long. NCBI's taxonomy places the organism in Eukaryota, Metazoa, Arthropoda, Insecta, Diptera, Chironomidae. The record is from the annotation of a GenBank genome assembly.